AUGUCAUUUCCGGGAAGUCCUCUAGAGAUACUCAAAUCUUAUGGUAUCCGGACUAUAAGUUCCACUUUGAGAAGACUUGUGUCGUGCAAUUCGUCCAUUAGUUCAUCGAAAAUGAGAAUUGGGAAGCGUUUAGGUAUGAUGAUCUUGUUGAUCUCAUGGUAA
This is a messenger RNA of Spirodela intermedia, 162 nucleotides long. The record is from the annotation of a GenBank genome assembly. NCBI's taxonomy places the organism in Eukaryota, Viridiplantae, Streptophyta, Magnoliopsida, Alismatales, Araceae.